This is a messenger RNA of Rotaria sp. Silwood1, 1095 nucleotides long. The record is from the annotation of a GenBank genome assembly. NCBI's taxonomy places the organism in Eukaryota, Metazoa, Rotifera, Eurotatoria, Philodinida, Philodinidae.
AUGCCAUCUGUACUUGAAACAUUUUCUGAUGAGGUUUUUUUUGAAAUCUUUGAUCGUCUAUCACCCAUUGAUUUAUAUCAAACAUUUCAUGGACUUAAUCAUCGUUUCAAUACAAUAUUAAAUGAUUCUCGUAUGCGUUUUCGUGAUAAUAUAUCAUCUUUGACUCUAAGGGAAUUUCAUUCUUAUGUUGAAAAUAUUCUUCCAAAAAUUAUUGAUCGUCUUGUUUCAUUUACAUUUGGAACAUAUGAUACUGAUGAGUAUCAACAAGUUAGUCUUUUCUUACACUCUUAUUCUAUUGAUUUAAGCCUUUUUAAAAAUCUGCGUACAUUAGUGAUUAUUAAAAUAACAAUAUCUGAUAUAUCUAUUAUUCAACUGGCACUUAUUCAUCUCAUUCAUCUUGUUAAUAUACGUUUAUCAGUUGAUAGUAAUGAUGUCGAAAGAUUGUCAGUUGUUAAUAUUGGUAAUAAUUUUUUCAUUAGUCCUCGAUUAAAACAUGUUAAAAUGAAUAUGUGUUCUCGAACAACAUUUAAUAAUGUAAAUAAAAUAUCUAAUAUUAAACAAUUAUCAAUUGUAUGGUGUCAGUUACAAGAAUUAACACAUUUACUUCAAUAUACACCUGAUUUAUAUACUCUUAAAGCAACAAUUUCUGGAUUAAAUGAUACGAAACAAUGGACAGAAAAAAUUUGUGGUUCGUUUACUGAAAAAUAUUCACUUCGUUUAAAUUCUCUUAAAUUAGUUAUUGAUUCAAUUUCAUUUGAUCAUCUUUUAUUAUUUCUUCAUGAAUUAACUCAAUUACGAUCUCUAUGGUUAUUACUUAAUCAUUAUGAGUAUAUGAAUGCUGAGAAAUGGGAAAAUAUUUUUCAAUCAUCUCUAUCUAAAGUUGAUCAAUUGGAUUUAACAAUUGCAUUAAUGAAACCAUUUUCACCUGGACAAUUAUUGAUCUUCUCAACACCACAUGAAGCAUGUAAAAAAUUUAAUACUAAAUUUUGGUUUAAUAGAGGUUGGUGUGCUAAAUUGGAUGAAUAUGAUCAUUGUAUACGAUUAAUUGUAUCAAAUAAUAUGAUGCCUAUUAUAAAAAAAACAAAACGAGAGUAA